GUUUUCAAGCUGCUCCUGCUACUGCAUCUAAGGGAACCAUCACAGAAGGAUGGUGUGCGAAAAAUGUGAAAAGAAACUUGGUACUGUUAUCACUCCAGAUACAUGGGAAGAUGGUGCAAGGAAUACCACAGAAAGUGGUGGAAGAAAACUGAAUGAAAAUAAAGCUUUGACACACACACACAAAGCAAGAUUCGAUCCACAUGGAAAGAAUAAGUUCUUCACUUGCAGAAUUUUCAAAAGUUCUGUGCACCAACCAGGUUCUAAUUACUUCCAGAGCUGUGCGUACAAAAAGGGCAUCUGUGCAAUGCGUGGGGAAAAGGUAUGGGAUACCAAAAACUACAAGCAAAUGUUUGUCUAUAUGUAUUGAUGAGGAUUCUGUCUUUCUGUAUGAUUUUGAUUUCUGCUUUAUAUUUUCAAGACAUAUCCUAGAUGUUCAAGUUACAAAUUAACAUGCUUUAAGACUAUUAAGGUUAAACCAGGGAAGUUGAUUCAUUCUUUUGCUCUCUAGCAGUUUUGAAUAGCAACAAUGGAACUAAUCUGCCUUACAAGCAUCUUACUGAACUAGAAUAAGAGGCAAAUUUAACAACAAAAUAUUGUCCCAGUUCUGUAGCACUUUUUAUUUAACAAUAUUCAUAUAAU
Messenger RNA from Myotis daubentonii (Daubenton's bat), 639 nucleotides. Its product is annotated as cysteine-rich PDZ-binding protein-like. Lineage: Eukaryota; Metazoa; Chordata; Mammalia; Chiroptera; Vespertilionidae. The record is from RefSeq and is a predicted model, not a curated record. The transcript has a single exon. Bases 50 to 367 code for a protein of 105 amino acids.